AUGGUGACAAUGCGCGCUGUCCUCAUCAAAGACGGCAAAGGCCCGAUCGAGAAUCUCUACAUUGGCGAGACGGAGAAACCUGUACCGCACCAGGGACAGGUCCUUGUACAGGUUAAGGCGUUCGGCGUCAACCGUAUGGAUUUGUACCAGCGCGAAGGCGGUUACCCGGUACCUCCUGGCGCAUCCACUAUUAUGGGUGUAGAAUUCUCGGGCACAGUCGUUGAGCUUGGUCAAGGUGUGACCGAUUGGAAGCUUGGGGAAGAAGUCUUUGGCCUUGCAGGUGGCGGAGCCUAUGCUGAGUUUAUUAAUUCCGAUGUACAAUUGCUGAUGAGAAAGCCGAGUUGGAUGUCUUGGGAGGAGGCUGCGAGUAUUCCUGAGAACUAUCUGACUGCUUAUCAAGCCCUGGUCAAGUACGGAGAAGUUGAGAAAGGCGAUAACGUGUUGAUUCACGCUGGUGCUUCUGGUGUGGGCGUCGCGGCGAUUCAAAUGGCUCGAAGCUACGGAUCUAAAACAGUCACUGCAACUGCGUCAACGAAAGAGAAGCUUGACUGGCUUUUGUCAAUCUCUAACGGGGCCACACAUGUGGCUAAUUACAAGACCCAAGAUUUUGCUGCCGAAGUUAAGCGGACGACCGAUGGCAAGGGUGUAAACGUGGUUAUUGAUUUCGUCGGACAAAGCCAUUGGGCGAAGAACAUAGACUCGCUAGCAGUAGAUGGCAGGAUGACUAUACUUGCAACAUUGAGCGGUAGCGAAGUUCCGUCAAUGGACCUCCGUCCCAUUUUGUACAAACGACUGCGAAUCCAAGGCUCAACACUCCGUUCGCGGAGCCCAGAAUACCAGGCCGAGCUCAUCGCAUCCUUCCAGCAGCGAAUCCUACCCAAAAUCACCGGUGAGAAAGGUGACGGCGACAUGCGGACGUUUAUUCACCGCAUCUACCCCUGGACGGAGAUUCAGAAAGCUCACCGAGAGAUGGCCGAAAAUAACAACAGCGGAAAAAUAAUUGUCGAAAUCACACCAUAA
Messenger RNA from Coniophora puteana RWD-64-598 SS2, 1020 nucleotides. RefSeq names its product quinone oxidoreductase putative. The record is from RefSeq and is a predicted model, not a curated record. The transcript has 9 exons. The coding region runs from base 1 to 1020 and encodes 339 amino acids. Lineage: Eukaryota; Fungi; Basidiomycota; Agaricomycetes; Boletales; Coniophoraceae. Gene Ontology annotation, molecular function: oxidoreductase activity.